This is a messenger RNA of Fusarium fujikuroi IMI 58289, 381 nucleotides long. RefSeq names its product related to conidial hydrophobin RodB. NCBI's taxonomy places the organism in Eukaryota, Fungi, Ascomycota, Sordariomycetes, Hypocreales, Nectriaceae. Gene Ontology annotation, molecular function: structural constituent of cell wall. Gene Ontology annotation, cellular component: fungal-type cell wall. The transcript has 2 exons. Bases 1 to 381 code for a protein of 126 amino acids. The record is from RefSeq and is a predicted model, not a curated record.
AUGCAGUACAUGACCAUUGUCGCUUUCCUCGCCGCCACCGUUGCCGCUGGCCCAACCAUCAGGGCUUACCCUUCCAUUGACCAGAUCACGGUCGCUCAAGCCAACAAUGCUUGUGGAAACAACAUGCAGGUCACCUGCUGCAACAAGGUUACCAACACCCCUGCCGGCAACGCUGUUGGUAACGGUGCUGGUAUCCUUAACAACCUGAGCCUGUUUGAUCAGUGCUCCAAGCUUGAUGUUAACGUUCUGGCUAUUGCUAAUGGCCUCCUUAACAAGGAAUGCCAGGCAAACGCCGCCUGCUGUCAAAACAGCGGCGGUUCCGCCACCGGUGGUCUUGUCAACGUCGCCCUUCCCUGCAUCGCUCUGAGCAGCCUGCUCUAA